Homarus americanus (American lobster) is the source of this 3811-nucleotide messenger RNA. Its product is annotated as innexin inx2-like. Gene Ontology annotation, cellular component: plasma membrane; gap junction. Gene Ontology annotation, molecular function: gap junction channel activity. The coding region runs from base 152 to 1288 and encodes 378 amino acids. Lineage: Eukaryota; Metazoa; Arthropoda; Malacostraca; Decapoda; Nephropidae. The record is from RefSeq and is a predicted model, not a curated record. Gene Ontology annotation, biological process: phototransduction. The transcript is spliced from 9 exons.
GCGUCCAAGGGAGGCGCUCGCUACCUACAGGAUUAACCACAGGUGUUGCCACAUUUUGCCGUCCGCCUACCCCUUUUCUCUGAAAACGCUAUUUUCCUACACCUAAGGUUCAAUUGUUUCAAGCUUCCCACGCGACCAAGAGACAACAACGAUGGCUUUCAGAGCAAUUUCAUCAAUAAAAGUGAAGGUUGAGCUAAAACCAGUGGUGGAUAACAUGGUGUUCCGCCUUCACUACCGUUACACUUACAUAAUAUACAUGGUAUCGAUGUUACUGUGUACACUCUAUGAUGCAAUUGGUAAUAAAAUUGAAUGUAUGACUGGAGUGGAUUCGGAUGCUUUUAAGGAAAUGGUCAACAGCUACUGCUUCAUCAUGGGCACGUUCACAGUGGAUCGUCUUCACGGUGUUAAGGUGGGACUAGAAGUGCCCCAUCCCGGCGUAGGUCCCCAGCAACCUGGUGAAUCUAUCACUUACCACACCUACUACCAGUGGGUACCCUUCGUCCUCUUCGUCCAGGGUGUGAUGUUCUACGUACCUCACUGGCUGUGGAAGGGCAGGGAGGGCGGCCUCUUUAGGCAGGUUAUCCAGGAUCUCUCCAUCCGCGACUACCUUGGCUCAGACCUUAAGACCUACUUCAGUCGCGAAAAAAAGUUUGAAGUAUUGUCCAAGUACAUCUACCACCACAUGGACGCCCAUAAGAAGUGGGCGUAUUCGUUCUUCGUGUGUGAGUUCCUCAACCUAGGCGUCGCCGUGGCAACUCUUUUCUUUACUAACUGGUUCCUUGGCGGCGAGUUCCUAACGUACGGCGCUGAUGUAAUGGAAGUGAUCGGGUUGGACCCUGAGAACCGUACAGACCCGAUGUCGUACGUGUUCCCCAGGAUGGCCAAGUGCACCUUCAAGAGCUUUGGUUCUUCAGGGACCAUCCAAGUGCGAGAUGUCAUGUGCCUCAUCGCCACCAACAUCAUCAACGAGAAGAUCUACGUCUUCCUCUGGGUGUGGUUGGUAAUGUUGACGACCCUUACCUCGGCAUUUUUAAUCUACCGCCUCCUCACUAUUCUGUUCCCCUUCUUCAGACAUUUCCUCCUGAAGACUCGUGUAAAUCAUGAGAUGAGUCGCGACGUCACCGUGGUGAUGAAAAUGUCUUCUCUCAGCGACUGGUUCCUUGUGUACAGCCUCGGUAAGAACAUGGAGCAGACUGUGUUUAGCGAGUUUAUCCACUACUUUGCCGGCGAACUAUCGACUUCCACUGACACUCUGUCCAUGGACGAAAAAGAAAAGAUGAAACUGUGAGGAGUUGGAGCUACCGGAGAACGGUGAACACUGAAGCUGAGGUUAUGGGGAGGAGGGAAGCUGAAAUUGUAUUGUGUUUAAUAUGAAAUGAAAUGUGAAUCAUUGAAAUAACUAGUUGUGGGUGAGAAAAAUAACAGUAUAAAUAGACGAUCUGAAAUAGCGCAGCGACAGAAAAAAAAUAGACAAACAGACACUGAAACAGAAUGAUGUGAGAGAAAGAAAUUACGUGUGAAAAAGGAGGUCUUUUUAGACUGAGGAAUAGUGUACGUGUAGGGUGAAAGAGAAAGAUUUAUUCAGAGAGAGGUAACUCGGUGUUAUAAGCCUUGGAAGAGACUAAUGGCAAGUUCUGGACAUCAUAGAGACGUUCAAUUUUGUGAAAUAUCGCUUCUUCAGUCGCUAGGCUUAAGAACAGAAAGACAAUUUUGGGGAAGAUGAAUGAUGCAAUAGAAUUAACUGAACUAACCAGAAUAUAAUAAUAGAUACAUGGUAAUUGACAUAAGUAUGUAGUUAAGAGCAAUGGGUCAUUACCAGCUAGACGUAUUGGAAACAAUGUUGUCGACACAAGAGGUAGCACCACUAAUGUACUGUACACAAUCACUGGUUAUGUUUACAAAAUUAUUGUAUAAAAUAUGUAUUAUGAGAAUAGGUUAGGUUAAUUUAGGUUAGGCUAGCUUAGCUCAAUUUAUUUUAGCUUAGGUUAAAAAGUUUGUUUUGAUUUAUUGGAGACGUUAUAUUAGUGCAUGAUAAGACACGUAAGUGCAGUAUUUUACAAAGUAUAAAAAUAAUGAUGAGUCCAUUACGUACCACGGGUGGUAGAUGACAAUGUCCCAGGAUGGCAUACGAUAGUGCCACAGGUAGUAGUUAACAGUUCAACACGCGGUAGUUAACAUUUCAACAAGCGGUAGUUAACAGUUCAAUAAGCGGUAGUUAAUGGUACCACAGGUAGUACUUAAUAGUUCCACAAGUGGUAGUUAACAGUUCCACAAGGGUUAGUUAAUAGUGCCUCAGGUAGUAGUUAACAGUACCAAAAGUGGUAGUUAAUAAUGCCUCCGGCGGUAGUUAACAGUUCCACAAGUGGUAGUUAACAGUUCCACAAGUGUUAGUUAAUAGUGCCACAGGUAGUAGUUAACUGUUCAACAAGCGGUAGUUAACAUUUACACAAGCGGUAGUUAACAGUUCAACAAGUGGUAGUUAACAGUUCCACAAGUGUUAGUUAAAAGUGCCACAGGUAGUAGUUAACAGUUCAACAAGCGGUGGUUAACAGUUCAACAAGCGGUAGUUAACAGUUUAAUAAGCGGUAGUUACUGGUACCACAGGUAGUAGUUAAUAGUUCCACAAGUGGUAGUUAAUAGAACCACAGGUAGUAGUAGUUAACAGUUCCACAAGUGGUAGUUAAUACUGCCACAGGUAGUAGUUAACAGUUCCACAAGUGGUAGUUGACAAUGAUACAGGUGGUAGUUGACAGUGACACGGGUGGCAGUUGACAGUGACGCAGGUGGUAGUUGACAGUGACACGGGUGGUAGUUGACAGUGACACGGGUGGUAGUUGACAGUGACACGGGUGGUAGUUGACAGUGACGCAGGUGGUAGUUGACAGUGACACGGGUGGUAGUUGACAGUGACACGGGUGGUAGUUGACAGUGACACGGGUGGUAGUUGACAAUGACACAGGUGGUAGCUGACAGUGACACAGGUGGUAGUUAACAGUGACACAGGUGGUAGUUGACAGUGACGCAGGUGGUAGUUGACAGUGACACGGGUGGUAGUUGACAGUGACACGGGUGGUAGUUGACAGUGACACGGGUGGUAGUUGACAGUGACACAGGUGGUAGUUGACAGUGACACAGGUGGUAGUUGACAGUGACACGGGUGGUAGUUGACAGUGACACAGGUUGUAGCUGACAGUAAAACAGGUGGUAGUUGACAAUGACACAGGUAGUGUUUGACAGUUACACAGGUAGUAGUUGACAGUGACACUGGUGGUAGUUGACAGUGACACAGGAGUGACACAAUUAAUAAUUGACAGUGACGCAGGUGGUAGUUGACGGUAACACAGGUGGUAGUUGACAGUGACCAAGGUGGUAAUUGACAGUGACACAGGUGGUAGUUGACGGUGACAAAUGUGGUAGUUGACAGUGACACAGGUAGUAGUUGGCAGUGACACAGGUAGUAGUUGGCAGUGACACAGGUGGUAGUUGACGGUGACAAAUGGGAGUUACUAAGGUGUCUUAAUCCGCUGUGUACGGGUUCCUCUCUGUACUGAAUAAAAUCUUCUGACAUUGGCCAAAUACAAUAUUAUAAAUGAUGUCCCCGUAGGUAAGGGGGUUAGUGGAUAUAGUCUUGUCAUCCCUUGGGUGGUUAAAACAUCUCUUUCGAGUAUUAAUUCAUAAAACACUGAAGGUGUACCUUAAGUCUUGUAAGAUAUAUCUGUGUUCAUGAGCUAUGAAUAGUUAACAAAAUAAUAUUAGUUUAUUAAUAUACUUUAUUGAAAUUUUUCGUUUAAUAAAAACUACCCCAAACUGC